This is a messenger RNA of Thlaspi arvense, 3203 nucleotides long. Lineage: Eukaryota; Viridiplantae; Streptophyta; Magnoliopsida; Brassicales; Brassicaceae. The record is from the annotation of a GenBank genome assembly.
CGCGCUUGGAGAGAGUGGUUUUUGUCAAAUAGAGUAUAAAAAAAAAAGAAUAAAAAAGUAAGGAGAGAAAUUGGAGAUGGCUUGAAAUGAAAACACACCAAACCCUAACCUCACAUUCACAAAUUUCUUAUCUUUUGCUCCCAAUCUCUAGAUUCUUUCAUUUUGAUUACACACUUCCAAAACAAAGAGAAAAGAAAUCAAGAACCCUAAAAUCAAAGCUAGAAAAUCAGUAGUUUCUUCCCUCUUGUUCUUGAAUUAGGGCUAAUUUUCUUUUCCCCUAAAGUAAAUUCUCCAGAACCCUAAAGAACAAAAAAAACUUCAUAAAGAUCAGAUCUUUCCUAAGAAAAAGAGAUACCCAACUCAUGUUUUUGUGUGUCUCUGUAUAUAGAUAAAACACUACAUACCCAUAUUUGUGUGUAUACAUAUAUAUAUAUUAAAGAGGAAAGUAAGGCAACCAAAAAUGGGAAGGGGAAGAGUAGAGCUGAAGAGGAUAGAGAACAAAAUCAACAGACAAGUAACGUUUGCAAAGCGUAGGAACGGUUUGUUGAAGAAAGCGUAUGAAUUGUCUGUUCUUUGCGAUGCUGAGGUUGCUCUCAUCAUCUUCUCCAACCGUGGAAAGCUCUAUGAGUUUUGCAGCUCCUCAAACAUGAUCAAGACAUUGGAACGGUACCAGAAAUGUAGCUACGGCUCCAUUGAAAUCAACAACAAACCUGCCAAAGAACUUGAGGAUUUAGGACCUCUGAAUUCAAAGGAAUUAGAGCAGCUUGAGCGUCAACUAGACGGCUCUCUCAAGCAAGUGCGGUCCAUCAAGACACAGUACAUGCUUGACCAGCUCUCUGAUCUUCAAAGCAAAGAGCAAAUGUUGCUUGAAACCAAUAGAGCUUUGUCAAUGAAGCUGGAUGAUAUGAUUGGUGUGAGAAGUCAUCACAUGGGAGGAGGAGGAGGAGGAUGGGAAGGCAACGAACAGAACGUUUCCUACGCGCAUCAUCAAGCUCAGUCUCAGGGACUGUACCAGCCUCUUGAAUGCAAUCCAACUCUGCAAAUCGGGUAUGACAAUCCGGUGUGCUCCGAGCAGAUAACUGCGACAACACAAGCUCAGGCGCAGCCAGGAAACGGUUACAUCCCAGGCUGGAUGCUCUGAAAGUCAUGUGAUAUUAAAGCUCACCAACAACGAAAAACUGUUAUAUAUCAAAUAUAUAAAAAAAAGUAUAGACACAAGACUUGGAUUUGCGGACAUAAGUGGCUAUAUAUAAUGUCCUGAGGAUCUUUAGGACAGUUGUGUCUUUUGGGAACAAUUGCUAUUUUAAUUAAGGAUUGAAAUGCGUGUGGAACUAUUGAACCUUGUCAAAGUAGUACACUAAGAAGCAUGUAAUGAGAAACAUAUUAACUGGAUUACGAUAUGGAGAUCUGUACUUGACCCAAUUGCAAACCUCUCGGCCAAAUUUAUAAAACAUCACAUAUUAAUAAAAGGUUGAGUAAUUCAUUCAAGAUGAUGUAAAAAGGUUCAUGCUUUGGACAAUUAAAACACUGCGUCAGAGGCAUAUCGUGAGAAUUCCUGUGUGUGUUUUGCUGUUAUUGUGAGGAUUUCCUCAUUACCCCAUAAGCUAACUGUGCAGAGCGACAUUUCCUCACUUCCCCAUCAUAUAUAUACCAUUUACUGUAGAUAGACAAUAUUUACAGAUGAAAGCAAUUUGCACAUCUCUCUGUUGCCUUGUCCAUCUCCACGGUUUCAGAUUAGACAGUACAAGACAGGAUUAAUGAUGAUCAGUCACGGUGUUUCGUUGAACUCCAUCACCUUUCCACAAACAGGACAGUCUUCGCUUCUCUCCAUCCAUUCAUAAAUGCAACUGAGGUGGAAAUGGUGAGAACACUUCGUAACAAUCUUCGGGUUCUCUGAUAUGUAUUCUGCGAAAAGACACGUUGGACAGACAUCUUCAUCAUCAGACAUUAUAUACACGCCUUCAUUACCAGCAUCCAUUGACUUCGACUUGAGAAUUCUCCGACUGGAUUUAGAGAACUCUUCUCUGGAAUCCUCACCAGAGAUGACAAGUUUCUUAGCCCAUUUGCUUCCUUCCACUGAGAAAGACUCAGAAUCCAAAUCAGCGUCACUUCUUAGAGGCUCAGCUUCCUCAUGAGAGUGACUUGAGCCCUUAUCGCGUCUUGAUACGAGCGAAUCACGGCGUGACCGGAAGUAUCCUGGAUCAGCAUCAUAAGGCAGAGGCCUUGGAGUAGAGUGGAAUGUGUUAGACAUAAAGUUAUCAUAGGAAGUAGAGGAAGUUAUCGAUACAGUAGUAGCUUGUAAGGAGGAUGGGAGAGAGCGGGUUUCGCUUCUUCUGAAUAAAGAGAUGUACUGCAAAAAGAGAUAAAAAAAUUCAGAGCUUUGAUGAGCUCUGCUUUGAAAAAAAACUAGCAGUUCCAAAGUAAAACACUGUGAAGAGAACAUUACCAAGUGAAGGAAGUUAUUAACAAGACAUCUCGGGCAUGGGCAGUUUCUAUUUACGGAACUACCUGGAUUCGUGUAGUCCUCAGAUUCUUCUACCCGAAAGCAAGAAGAAACACAGCCCAUCUCUUUCUCUUAUAUGUUCUUCGUACUUCUUUCUAACUCAAGAACUUGCAGGCAAAUUCCACCCACAACACUGAGAUGUACCAAAAUCACAAACCCGGUUUAGGGAAGUCCUUCUUAACCUUCACCAAGAAUGCCAAAUACGAGGUUCCUAUUUACAGAAACUCUCCCAAGAUUUCACCAGCAAUCUGCUUUCGAAUUUUCACCUGUAAAAAGAUCUGAUCACUGUUUGUUUUUGAUAAAAUGAUCUGAAUUCACUGUUUGGAGUUUUACACCUCUCUUCAGUCACAAACCAACAAAAGAAAAACAUUUAUAAUUGAAAACAACUAACUUUUAAGUAGAGAGAUUCCCAGCAAGAGACAUCAAAACAUUCACCUAACUCGGCACAAAUUUGUGUGUUUGGCCAAAAAGAAAACUCGAGGCAUCAUUUUGGGAAAUAAAGGCACAAUUGGGUCAAAGUGAAAUGCAAGCAAGUAACCGAUUCAAAGUUGCAACUAAAAUCCCUAACAAACGCAAUAAAACAGAGAAACCCACGAUGACUCAGAGAAUUCAAUUAAACAGAAAAAAGCAGCAAAAUUUGAUCAGAAAAAUAAAGAGGAACACUUUGAGAUUGUUACUAAUCAUAGUCGAUCAAAACCCA